UUCAACUUCUCCUCGCCCACCAUGCAGAACCAGAUCCACGAGCUCGCAAAGACGCUGCCACCGCCGCGAAAGCAGAACACCGCCUGCGAUGCCUGCAGAGCGCGUAAAGUCAAGUGCAACCAGAUCCCCGGCCAGGAGAAGUGCCAGCACUGUCUGUCCAAGAACUACCCGUGCACUCAUUUCAUUCAGCAAGCUACCACUGAGAAGAAACGUCAUGCUGCGGCCACCAAGCGGCCACGCACUCUGUCUUCUGGUAGCUCGAGGUGGGCUCACUUUCACAGACUAGGCACAACCGCCCCUGCAGAACACCUGGUCUCCUCCCCGCUUUCAGGCCCGUCCCCAUAUCAGCAACCACCCCCGCCAUUUUCUCCGCUGGGGCCCACAUCGCGAGUGCAACACAUCACUACAGAUACACAAACCCGUGACCUGCUCGCGUACAUAUUCUCGCCCCCAGAAACAAGCGCCCCAGGGAUGCAUCUCAAUGGAUCCGCGGCCAGCAGAUUGGCUGCCGCGACGCCGGCGGCAUACGCACAGUGGGGUGCCCUUGCGCAUCGUCUAACGGAAGACAGCUUCCGGACCGAGUUCGCACUCGACCUCGUGGAGGUCUUCUUCCAGAUCGUACAUACCCGGCUACCCCUGCUCAACCCGAGCCAAUUCCGGUCACGACUGCACAGUAGCCUAUCAAGCGGUGGCACGUCCCCGAGCUCACCGCCGGGCAGUGCGGUCUCGCGCGCGCGGAACAGCAGCAGUCCGCCGAAUGGCAGCAUGUCGAUCGAUUCUCCGAAGCCUCUACACCCAGGUCUGGUGGCAACAGUCGUGGCGUGGGGUGCAAAGUUUUCGGAACACCCGCUGUGCAUCGCCGACAGACAUCAAAAUCACGGCCAGAGCACGUUUGCGAAGGCUCUCAUCAAUCGUGCACGAGAUCUGGCCGAGGAUAUGAAGGUCCACAGGAUACCCAGCGCCGACCACGUGGUGAUAUCGCUGCUGCUCGAGCCGCUGCAGAGUCAGAGUUUGGAAGACAACGCAGGAUUCCACGGCUUUUGGCUCGGCUCCGCAAUACGAUUGUUGCUCGACCUCCAGAUAAACCACAAAUCGGUUAUGUCCAACAUCGAGGACCCGGAAGCGCGAGGCACCAUGAUCUUUGCGUGGUGGAUGGCAUGUCUUGCCGAUGCAUACCGGAGUGUUUAUUAUCGGCGAAAACCUAUGUUAGAUGACGACGACUACGAUAUCGACUUCUACACCGUGGGCCCCGUCCCUCCAGAACUUAUUGAAUCGCACGCACCGCAGCCGUCACCCAGGGAACAGUUGGAGUUCUUGGUAAGAGUCGCUUCGGGACCAUCGGAUGGAAGUGCGGUCGCGGACCCGCUGACCGGGGCUCCUGUUCACGACCAGGGUUACUAUCGGGCGGCGCACGCACUGGCACGGAUCGCAAGACAAAUGUCACGGCAGCUAUGGCGGCCAGCGACCGAGUCUGAUGGUGUCCCGCUCGAAGUCCUCACUGGAUUCAUGACGUGCCUGAACGAGUGGAGGGACGAGCAUCUGCAGCACGUCGGGGUGCCAAGUAACUUCGAGGCGGAGUGGGAUUUUGUCAGCGCAGUCACUGCAUGUGCGAGCGACGCCACGUACCAUAUCAUGUGGAUCAUCCUGUUCAACGCCCUUGAUGACUUCGGGCUGCGGGAGGUGAACGAUGUGACACGGACAGGCGUGUCUGAGACGCUGUUGCCUCAGCACUCCCACAUAGAGGAGAAGAAGCGCAAGGUGUCGAACGAGGCUCUCCACGGUGCGCUGCGCAUCGCCGGCUUGGCCGGUGUCUUGGCGACUAACGGCUACUUGCGGCUCGACUGCGCAGUCAUGCACGUCAGCUGCAUCCACUCGGGUAUGCUGCUCGCGCGCUUCGGGCGCCCGGAGGUUGCGAACUGCAUAACCGGGCUCGAGCAGUACGCGUACGCAUACGAGGAGUGCGCAUACUCGGCGGCCGAGAUCCGGAGGGUGUACGACCAGGCCCUCGCGGGCGAAGUCGAGUGGAACAACAUGGCGUCCGUCAUCCCCCGCGUCGGCGGGAGCGGGGACCCGAUCACCAGCACGGGCGCGAGCUCUGGGGCGGGCGGAGGGAGCAACGCGAUGAACGUGGACCAGCCGAUGUUCCCUGCGUUUUCGUGA
Molecule: messenger RNA, 2160 nt
Organism: Epithele typhae
Lineage: Eukaryota; Fungi; Basidiomycota; Agaricomycetes; Polyporales; Epitheliaceae
Exons: 17
Biological process (GO): DNA-templated transcription; regulation of DNA-templated transcription
Cellular component (GO): nucleus
Molecular function (GO): DNA binding; DNA-binding transcription factor activity, RNA polymerase II-specific; zinc ion binding
Source: RefSeq, a predicted model, not a curated record